AUCAAGAGCCCGGCAGAUCACAUAGACCUUCCUUCCGAUUCCCUUCUUCCUUGAUUCACACAAAGCUUUAUACAAUGUUUAGUAUAAUGGUGGCUCUACACAAACAACAACUGCAAGGGCGAUUCCUCAGGCUCCAGACUCUGUGAUCUCAAGAAAUACGUGAACCGAUGGCUCAUCUCCAUCAGUUCUUAUUAAGGAUCUCUCUCUCUCUACAAUAUAGUCAGUCCUUUGUUAACAAAUUUGGAUCUCUGGGUAUUUCCUUUUGGUUCUUUUGGUCUUGGGACUUCAUUGUUCUCAUUCAUGAUCAUGCAAUGUGGUUGCGGAAGUGCAGAAUGCGAGGACAACGAAGUGAUGGUCACACAUAGAUUGUAGGCAGGCGACAUGUUCUUGGUGGCAGGUUCAUUUCAUUCAAUUGAGCACAGAGGUUCUGGCUCAAGCUUGAAGAGCUUUGAGCCGUAAUGAUCGACAGCCGUGCAGGUCUGCGGCAGGAUCUAGCUGGCGAUAGUCUAGGCUUGCCUUGCGCACGCAUCAGACCAACCAAGAAGAAGUCGAAUGGGCUCCCCACGAUUGAGCUCAAAGCCUCCAAAGAGGAAGGGUUUCAUCUAGCUGGUGGCAACGCGGACACAGACCCAUCCUUGAUUGCCUUCAGUGGGACCAAGCCUUUGGAUUUGAAAUCUGCGCGUGCCCGUUCUCAGGGGUGUUUACGAUCUGGAGGCCCCCUGGAUCGUGUCUUGAAGUUGCGGAAGGAGCACGACCUGGAAAGACUGGUCGACGUCCUGGUUCGUGCAGCACCCGACCAGCGGCAUGAUGCCCUGAGAUACUUCAAGCAGCCCUACAAUGCCCAUAGAGCCAAGAUGGCAUCCAGGUAUAUCGAUGAAGAUCAUCGGCGAAAGCUUGUGUUGCAAAUCUUGAGAAAGUAUCCUCUUUGUGACAUCUAUGACUUGGUUCGCGUGGAUGAGAAGCUUUGGGCUUCCAUCUCACGUGAAUUAGGGGGUCUCAGCUAUGGUGUGGCCAUUCGUUCGGCCAUGGAGGUCGUAGCGGAGUCCAUGACCUCCUUAGAAAGGGCCACUUUCUGGGCGGCCGUGGGGACGAGGCAACGGGCGGCAGACCAUGGUCGAACUGUGGUCUUUGCAGCACAGGAUAGUCCACAAAUGCUUCAUUGAACUCAUGGGAGCUCAGAAACACUGAGCCAGAGAGAUGAAGAUAUGAUGAGUUUCUCCAACAUCUUUCGAGAGUUUAGUAUGCUAGGCAAGUGGUCCUGAAGGGACCAAGUUAUUUGUGAAGGUUUCACUGGACAUGACUUUGGAAGGCAAUAGAAUAGGUUGUAUAGUUCGAUUACUGUAGGUCUACGGAUGUAGGGACUUUACUUGUAGGCUGCUGUGCUGUGAAAGACAGCAAACACUAUUCAGUUGGCAGGAAGCAAAAAGGAGAAUCCGGGAGAACGAACAGCCAACAGAGCUUUUUUGAAGCAUCGCUGAACACAAGAAGUUGCAA
This is a messenger RNA of Durusdinium trenchii, 1494 nucleotides long. The record is from the annotation of a GenBank genome assembly. Lineage: Eukaryota; Dinophyceae; Suessiales; Symbiodiniaceae.